GACAUUAGGUUUGGUAACUCAACUAGAAUGGCCUUGCACUAUUCCGAUGGAUAUACUUUUCUAAAUUUGUUUGUCAAAGUAAGUCACUUAAGUUCUGUAUGCUGGCUCUUGCAUUUUUCCAUCUGAAUAUGUUAUCCAUGUUCUGUGCCUUGUUAUGAUGGUAUAGGGGUCCUCCAGGUCAGCUGUCCAGCAAGUUCUGGAAUAUAGACUAGUCCCUUCCCCCAAUCACGUGUAGCAAAGUGGAUCAGAAGGAAAAAGAGAUUAUUCAGAACGAUUUAUCCCGGUCACUGGAUCUACUGAUUGAAACGGCUACAUUUAGUUCAAGGUUUGCUGAACAUGAAAAAGUGGUAUGGAGGCUUGUUGAUCAUUGCUCUGGGUAUGAUGUUGAUUCUCCUAUACAGUCCGUUUAGAAUGCAGCCACAGAAAUCAGUAAAACAGUCGGCCUACAGUUUCUUUAAUAAUCAUGCACCAACGGAUUCUACUGUAAGAAACAAUCUUGCUAUAAAUUCUUCAAAUGUGGCAGUAAAAGAAACACCAAAGCCAACCAAAAGGCCACAUUCUAUACAUGUUCAAGGGCUUGAUGAUCUUUGUAACAUGAAAAACUUUUUUGAAGGAGAGUUGAAAGCAAUGCUUUUGUGGACUCCUUUGUGUUCCCUGCUGUCAAGGUCAGAUGCUUUACCUGAAACAGCUCAAGGAGUUAAAGAGGCUUCUGUAGCAUGGAAAGAGUUGUUGUCCACGAUUGAGAAGCAGAAAGCCUCUAGGAUUAGCGAGAUAGAUAACCCCGAAAAUCAGAACUGCCCAUUGACUGUAACCACACUCGGCAAAAAGGUGGCAAGCAGUGGAAUCAUUCUUGAGCUUCCUUGUGGUCUAGUCGUAGAUUCAUCUAUUACACUAAUUGGCAUUCCUGUUGGGCAAAAUGGAAGCUUCCACAUUGACCUCUUGGGCCAACAGAUAGAAGAGGAUCCAAAUCCUCCUAUAAUUUUGCAUUACAAUGUGAGUCUCCCUGGAGAAAAUUUGACUGAGGAUCCAUUUAUAGUUCAAAAUACAUGGACUAAUGAACAUGGGUGGGGAAAAGAGGAAAAGUGUCCAGCUCAUGGUUCUACUAACAUCCAAGAAGUUGAUGGACUUGUGCUCUGCAAUGUACAAGUUACCAGAAGCAGCAACGAAGAGAAUCCAAGUGUGGGCAAACCUAUUAGUGAUAGAACUGCUAACUUUUCAGGGGAGAGUGCACAUAGAACUGCUAAUUUCCCUUUCACUGAAGGAAACCCUUUCACUGCCACAUUGUGGGUCGGUUCAGAGGGAUUCCAUAUGACAGUGAAUGGAAGGCACGAAACAUCGUUUGCGUUUAGGGAGAAACUUGAACCAUGGUUAGUUAACAGUGUCAAAGUAGGUGGCAAUCUAAGUCUCUUAUCUGCACUGGCAAAAGGCUUACCUACUACUGAAGAUAAUGAUAUUGUUAUUGACAUUGACAAACUUAAAGCUCCUUCUAUCCCCAGAAAAAGGCUUGUUUUGCUAAUUGGGGUAUUCUCCACGGGAAAUAACUUUGAAAGAAGAAUGGCCCUCAGGAGGUCUUGGAUGCAAUAUCAGGCUGUACGUUCUGGGGAGGUAGCUGUCCGAUUUUUCAUUGGGCUUCACAAGAACCAUAUAGCUAACGUUGAGCUGUGGAAAGAAGCACAAGCUUUUGGAGACAUCCAGUUUUUGCCGUUUGUUGAUUAUUAUGGUUUGAUCACCUUCAAAACUAUUGCAAUAUGCAUUUUAGGGACGAAAAUCAUACCUGCUAAGUACAUUAUGAAAACGGAUGAUGAUGCUUUUGUUAGGAUUGAUGAAGUGGUUUCUAACCUUAAAAGAAAGCCAUCUGAUGGUCUCUUGUAUGGUCUUAUAUCUUUCAAAUCGUCGCCUCACAGGGAUCAAGAUGGCAAAUGGUACAUCAGUGAGGAGGAAUGGCCACAUGAUUCAUACCCUCCAUGGGCACAUGGUCCCGGUUAUGUCAUCUCUCGAGACAUAGCAAAAUUCAUUGUUCAUGGCCAUGAACAAAGAACGCUGAAGCUCUUCAAACUGGAAGAUGUUGCCAUGGGGAUAUGGAUCGAAGAGUUCAAGAAGAGUGGUAGAGAAGUGCACUACGAAACUGAUGAGAGGUUUCACAAUGUUGGAUGUGAAUCAAAUUAUAUACUUGCCCAUUACCAAAAUCCAAGGAUGGUGUUAUGCCUUUGGGAGAAGCUGCUGAAAGAACACCAGCCAGCAUGCUGCGAGUAACUUUCCUGAGCUAUGUAUGUUAGCUAUCAGAUGUCAAAUUAAUUAUUUGAUUUAUUCAUUCAUCUUCACUGUUUCGCUCAAU
Messenger RNA from Neltuma alba, 2335 nucleotides. Its product is annotated as hydroxyproline O-galactosyltransferase GALT3. Gene Ontology annotation, cellular component: Golgi membrane. The transcript is spliced from 8 exons. Bases 337 to 2253 code for a protein of 638 amino acids. NCBI's taxonomy places the organism in Eukaryota, Viridiplantae, Streptophyta, Magnoliopsida, Fabales, Fabaceae. Gene Ontology annotation, molecular function: galactosyltransferase activity; carbohydrate binding. The record is from RefSeq and is a predicted model, not a curated record.